Molecule: messenger RNA, 4831 nt
Organism: Amborella trichopoda
Lineage: Eukaryota; Viridiplantae; Streptophyta; Magnoliopsida; Amborellales; Amborellaceae
Gene: BIR6
Product: Pentatricopeptide repeat (PPR) superfamily protein
Biological process (GO): RNA splicing
Molecular function (GO): protein binding
Source: RefSeq, a predicted model, not a curated record
GUAGUGCGCAAGAAAACCCGGACCAUGGACCUAAACCCCACCUAAACUGUUAAACCCUUCUGAGCCCCUUUCUCUCUCUGAAACUCCUGCCCUGAAGCUCUCUCUCGUUCCUUGACGCAUAAGAGCUGUGACUGAUAACCUGGCAGGAUGCAGAGAGCGGUGAAAUCACUUCUCAUUCAAACACUGAGAACCCCAUUUACCACAAGGGCUCUGCACUAUCAGGUAAGCUUUCUCUCUCUUCCUUCUUUUCAUUCUUCCUCGAUAACCAGCCAUGAAAUAUUUGCUCUCUCUUCACUCAACACGAGCAACACCCAUUUCAAGCUUCAUUUCUCAACAAUGCGCAAACCCCAUGAUCACGUUGUCGUCACAAAACUAGUUUCGCAGAAAGGAUGGUGCGAAGAGAUUGAAAACCAGUUGAACAAACUCAAUCUCAAACUCACCGAUGAAGGAGUUUUGUUUGUGUUGAAAGAACUUGAGAAAAGUCCUAGAAAUUCUUUAGGGUUUUUCAAGUGGGUUUGUGAUAAAAUGGCGCUUAAGCCUAGCAGUGUAGCGUACAAUCUGAUGCUUAGAAUCCUUGGAGUGAAGGAUUCCAUGAAAGAUUUUUGGUGGGUCAUGAACAAAAUGCGGGAAGUUGGGCAUGAAAUUGACAAAGAGACUUAUCCUACUCUUUUGGGAAGGUUUGUGAAAGAAAAAAUGGUGAUUGAAGCUUCUAGUUUGAGGGAAUUAUUCUCUUUAAGACAGAGAGAAACACACACCAAUUCACUGUUAAAUGAAGCAAUCAAACUAUUGGUAGAUUCAGAGUGGAAUGAAGAAGUAAAAUGCAAAUUGAGUUCUCUUGGUCUUCCUUUAUCAGAUUCCACUAUACUUAGAGUUCUCGAAGAAAUUCGAGUGGACCCAUUGAAAGCUUUGGACUUUUACCGUUGGGUUGGAGGGCAACCCAAUUUCAGGCAUAGUGCCAUCACUUACAAUUCAAUAAUUAGGGUUUUGGGUCGCAACGAUAGUGUUAAGGAGUUCUGGGCUAUGGUGAAAGAAAUGAAGGAAAGUGGUUUUGAUAUGGACAUGGACUCUUAUGUUAAGCUCUCCAGGCGCUUUCAGAAAUGGAAUAUGUUGAAGGAAGCAGUUGAGCUUUACGAAUUCAUGUCUGAGGGUCCAUACCAACCAUCUGUUCAGCAUUGUGGCUUACUUUUAAGGAAACUCGCAACGAGUGGUAACCCAGGUCCUGACCUUGUCUUCAGGGUUGUAAAGAAAUUUGAAGGAGCCGGUAAUUCUCUUACAAAAUCUAUUUAUGACGGAAUUCAUAGAUCACUGACCAGUAUGGGAAGGUUUGAUGAGGCUCAGAAUAUCUUGGAGGCCAUGGAAAAAGCUGGUUUCAUACCUGAUAAUAUUACUUAUAGCCAGCUAAUCUUUGGGUUGUGCAAGGCUCAUAGGUUCGAUGAAGCUUGCAAGUUUUUGGAUGAGAUGGAAGCUUUGGGUUGUACUCCGGAUCUCAAAACUUGGACUAUCUUGAUUCAGGGUCAUUGCUUGGCUGGCGAAGUGAAGGAGGCUUUAUCUUGCUUUAAGAAGAUGUUGGGGAAGGGUGUUGAAGCUGAUGCCGAUCUCUUGGAGGUCUUAGUGGCUGGUUUUUGUAAUCAGAAUAGGCCUGAAGAUGCAUAUACCUUACUAAGUGUAAUGAUGACUAAAACCCAUUUGAAACCAUGGCAAGCUACUUAUAAGAUUUUAAUUGAGGGGUUAUUGGGGAGACGAAUGCUUGAGGAGGCUUUGAAGCUUCUUCUUUUGAUGAAGAAGCAGAAGCUCCCAGCCUUUGUGGACCCUUUUAUUGGCUAUAUAUCUAAGAAUGGAAUGGCAGAGGAUGCAAUGGAUCUUUUGAAGACUUUGACAUUGGGGCAAAACCCAUCAUCUGCAGUGUAUGUUAAUAUCUUUGAGGCCUUUAUGAAGGAAGGCAGGUUUACUGAUGCUCAGGAUUUGCUUCACAGAUUCCCUCAUCAUAUCCGGGAUUUCACACUACUGGCAAAAGGAGCAGCUAAGCACGAGGAAGUUGAAGAUAAGGUUGUCUGGAUUACAAGCUCAAGUGGUGGUAUCGGGUUGGAUUCACCAAUCACCUCUUCUCUCUCUGUUCUUACAUUCUUCUAGAAUAUUAUUAUCUUCAAAUUCUAUAUUUCUAGAUUUGAACCAUUUCCGAAGAUCUAAGCAUUGGGCUUCUGUAAAUUCCAAGUUCAGUGAUUCUGAGGUAAAAAUAGUAUGUUAAUGUCGUCUCUCAUUCUUUCUCUCUCUAAUCUUACAUAUGUUCCUGUAAUGAGUUCUUUCUUUUCAUGCAUUACCUGUGCUGUUUUACGCUCGGCUCUUCUCUCGCCCUCUUUGUCAACUGUUUGUGCAUUUUGUGGUCUCUCUCUCUUUUCUAAAACUUGAAUCCUUUUCACUCCAUUGAAGCCGUGAGGACUGUGUUGAUUACUUGCAAUUUCAGCUUAAUAUGUACUAGUAAUAUUGAACAAUUCUUUAUUCCAAAAAAAAUUUCACUUGGGAUUUAAAAGUAUUUCCUUCCCAAAUUUUUUUUCACUUGCUAUUAAUAUUGUGACCUAAUGAAAGGCACUGCUUUCUCUGUUCUGGAUAUUAGUAGAAAAGUAUCUAUUUUGACUUGGUUUGCUAUGUUCUCUUUCCUUUAUUUCAUUAUUUCGAGCCUUGGUAGAAAUACAGUUAGAUUGUUCGAUAGAAGUCCUUUAUAGUGAGGAAAUGGCGAAUUCCUUUUAUAUAUCUUCACCGAUCGCCACAUACAUGCGGUUGCAUGGAAUUCAAAGCCAAUUAUCAUACCUUUACAUGUGGUUGCAUGGAAUUCAAAACCAAUUGUCAUGCCUUCUUUCAUCAUUUUUAUUUGAUAGCCUUGUUUUUUUAAUAGCAUUGAAAGGAUACCAAGUAUAAGGAUCAGAACAUUGUAUAGGUGCAAGCUAUGGAUACAAGCUUCUUCCAUAUUUAUUAGUAUCCUUUUGCUUCAUAAUAAAAUAAAAGGCAGUUAUAAUAAUAAAGUGGAUUUAUUGAAGCUAAGUGUUUCCAUAUGGUAGAUAUUGACUUUAUUAUACUCAUUAGUUAUAUUCCCCUAGCUCUUCAGAUCAAAGCAGCCAUUAGCAGUUCAUGCCAUCUUGUUGGUUAUCCACAUAUUCUCAUGUUUCAAGGAUUGUUGGAUCUGCAUAUUUUCUUCCCAUAGAUCUAAUUCCUUGGUUUAUAUGUUUAUGCUGGCACAUUCAAUCUCUUCCUUCUUUGUCAUGAAGCUUUAGGCACUCUCUCCCCAUUUUUCCUCUCUCUCUCUCUCUCACCCCAUUUUUAUCUACAUAUCAUUCUUUGAUAUCCUUUUAUAUAAAUGUAAUUUUGUUUUGUUUGCUUGCUCUCAUGCUUAGUUUUAGCUUUUUCUAUUUAAAUUGAUUUAUCUUUGUUACUCCUUUAUGAGAUCUCAUAUAUCUUCAACAUGUAAUGAUGGUUCAAUAUGCAAUAGGAAAUUAUGAACAGAUCGCCUUUUUUUUUCUGAAGAUGUUAGACUGUUGUGAAUAGAUCGUUUUCAAGUCAAGAGAACCAAAUAUUAGAUUUUUAUGGAGUAUGACAACCUAAGUUUUGAAAAUCUUGUAUGGAAAUUACUUCAACAAGAAUAUCCUAUGAGCAAGAUUUGUCUCAAAAAUAAGAUUUUUAAUAAGUAUGAUUUGUCUUGUGUAGGAAGAAAAUACUUCAGUGGCAACUAUUUUCUUUUGGCCUUUACCAUGUACAUAAUGCGAACUUUCUUACCCCAUAACUCUUAUGCCUUCUAGGAGAGUUGGGGUGUGCUUUGGUCAUUUAAUCCCCUCUUACGAAAGAUAUUGUCAAGGAUCAUGUUGCAUCAUUUACAAGUUUCUUCAUCAUGGUUGAUUUUCCAUCUCAUUUUUAUUUUUCUAAGUCGUUGAUUUGGCUAGGUAAUAUGGUGCUUAAUUUGGUUCUUUUGUGGCUCAUAACUUCAGAUUGAGUUGCUAUUGUGACAGGUAUUGCAGUACAAGACAUAUAUCUAGAGUUUCUUACAGUGCAAGAUUGUUUACUAUUUAUUUGCGGUUUUAUCAGGAGGACUUUGAUUUUUUAGAAUGUACAAUACAUGAAGAGGGUUUGUGAUUUGCAUGUGCAAGCCUUUGUCUUAGUCUUGAUGAAGGAAAUUUUCAGUAUUUAUUGUUAAUACGUAAAUUUUCGUUGUUAACUCCAAUUCAUAGUUGUAGUAACAGGGUAAAAGUUUGAUGAUAAUAAUAUUGGUGAUAAUGAUGAUGUCUAAGUUCUGAGCAUGAAUAUCAUUGUUGCUCUGUAUAAUUUAAUACAUGUCAUUAUUUCGAUUGGAAAUUACAAAUGUUGUACUUAUCAAGUAUGGCUUCUCAUAUUCUUGUAGGUGAAGAGAUGACUAGUUCAUAAACUAGCAACGCCAUGUCCAUUCUUGUCUAGCAACGCCAUUUCCAUUCAUGUGAAGUCCUGCAAUGCUGUGGCCGACAAUGUAUGAUGUGCAUUUCUCUAAGUAGAGACAAUCCUGGUAGGCAGUACUAAAAAUGCAAGAAUGGAACUCACUGACAUCACCACCAUCAAACAACGAAAUAUUGAUCAAGAUGUUGGACGAUCGACAAAGACAAAUUGCACAAGGGGACUUGUUUUUUGUUGUCAUCAACAUCUCAUGUUUAUUUUAUUUUAUUUUUAUUUUUUGUUUAUGUUUGUUGGUGGCGGACUAGAAAAGUGGACCAAAUUCUCAUGUUUAAUAUUGUUCUGGGAAAAGCAAUUUAUAACAAUGUGAAAUGAACGACAUUCCCAAUGAAAUGGACCCACAAUGGCACAUUGUCUUCUUCAA